AUGACGACGUAUAACACUAGGAGCCCAGGUGAGGCAGAUUCUCCUUUUAAACAAUUAUCUUUAGCUGUAAAAAGGCUUAUGCGCGAAGCUCAAGAGCUUAGACAACCGACCGAGUUUUAUUACGCCCAACCCUUAGAAGAUAAUUUAUUUGAAUGGCAUUUUACUAUACGCGGACAAGAGGACAGCGACUUUGCCGGCGGGAUCUAUCACGGGAGAAUUUGCUUUCCUACAGAAUACCCCUUAAAACCGCCCAACAUUACGCUUCUCACGCCCAAUGGGAGAUUCGAGACCUACAGGCAGAUUUGCCUCAGCAUUUCCGGUUACCAUCCGGAAACUUGGCGUCCCUCAUGGUCUAUCAGGACCGUCCUCUUAGCGAUAAUCGGAUUCAUGCCUACGUCGGGUGCAGGCGCAAUUGGCGCGCUAGAUAUGCCUUCAGAGGAGCGAUGCAAGCUUGCUGCAAGUUCAGUAAAUUUUACCUGCGAGGUUUGCGGACCGACCAAGGAACUUUUGCUGCCUCUAACCAGCGCCUCCACUGGUUUGUCAAAAGAAGCCUCUGAAGUGGCCUCACAGCUAACAUUUAGAGAUCCUGAGGUCGCCAAAUCACAGGUUAUCGAGUCGAUUGCAGAGCCUACCACCGAACAGUCAGUCGAACAUGUUUCGCUGCCCACAAACCCGGUUUCUUCCUCGAUCGACUUUCACAAUCUCUUGCCGUCAACCACUUCUCCGCAAAACAGCUUCACAGGAGCACCCACUUCUGCCCCUUCUAACUGCCACCAGCCCCUCUAUUGGAUUUGCUAUCCAGUGUACGGGUUUUCCUCAGCCACAACCUCGCCGACCUCUCAAACCACACCCACCUCACAGACAACCAUUACAGCGCCCAACUUGGGAGGUCCUCUUAGUUUUGAUGAAUGGUUGAAGCGCGUGAGUACUGACAUUUAA
Molecule: messenger RNA, 939 nt
Organism: Dibothriocephalus latus
Lineage: Eukaryota; Metazoa; Platyhelminthes; Cestoda; Diphyllobothriidea; Diphyllobothriidae
Source: the annotation of a GenBank genome assembly